CCCACUGGGCAACAGGCUUAAGAGCAGAGAGGACAGCUGGCUCUGCAGACAAUCCAGUCCUGUCCCAAUCUCCAAUCAUGGUUUGGCUGCCUCUUCUUCUCAUCCUCUCCUCUUACUUCAUGGGGAGUCUUUCCCAAGUCUUGACACAACCAGCCUCUGUGUCUGGAUCUCCUACAGAGACAAUUGAUAUCUCUUGUACCAAAAGCAGUGGAACGAUUGGAUCAGGAUAUUCUUCCUGGUAUCAACAGAAACCUGGCGGUCCCCCCAAACUCCUUAUAUAUUCCGAUAGCAGCAGAGCCUCUGGAAUCGCAGCACGAUUCUCCGGUUCUGUUGAAAACUCUAGGACAUCUGCAGUGUUAAGCAUCUCCAAUCUUGAGGCAGAAGAUGACGGUGAUUAUUAUUGCCUGGAAUAUUUGGAUGGUGGCCAGUGGGUGUUCGGAGGAGGAACCGAGCUAAUAGUCACAGGUCUGCCCACCGUAUCUCCUUCGGUGCAAGUCUUUGCUCCUUCCCAGGAAGAGAUCAGAAGCCCGAACCCACAUACCGUGGUCUGUCUCCUGAGCGAAUUUUACCCACGUAAUUUUGACCUGCAAUGGAAAUGUGAUGAUAAAGUGAUAACAUCUGGAGUGGAGACCACCAAGGCCACCAAGCAAGGGGACAAAAACCUUGCCAGCAGUUACAUGAAAUUGAGUGCGUCUGACUAUGAAAAAUGUGGCACUUUCACCUGUCAAGUGACGCAUGAAGGAAAGACCAUUGUGAAGAGCGUGUCAAAAUCUGGAAGUUGUUAACUCCGUCAUGUAUCCUCUCCUGCCAUUCAGCAGGAGACAGGAGUCCCUUUUCCUGGGCUCUCAUUCAUUCUUUCCUAAACAUUAGUGUGAUCCAUAGUGUCUCUUUCUAUCCCAUGUAGUUACACUCUUUGUACCCCCUCCAUGCCUUCGCCCUUCAAAUCGAUUCCCCCCUCUUGAUCUGCUAGAUUCUACUGUCAGAACAUUAAUAAAGAUGGAUGUAUUUCAUU
Molecule: messenger RNA, 1012 nt
Organism: Crotalus tigris (Tiger rattlesnake)
Lineage: Eukaryota; Metazoa; Chordata; Lepidosauria; Squamata; Viperidae
Product: immunoglobulin lambda-1 light chain-like
Exons: 4
Coding region: 78-785 (235 amino acids)
Biological process (GO): immunoglobulin production; immune response
Source: RefSeq, a predicted model, not a curated record